Messenger RNA from Daphnia pulicaria, 1579 nucleotides. Its product is annotated as heme-binding protein 2-like. The transcript has 5 exons. The record is from RefSeq and is a predicted model, not a curated record. Bases 188 to 1087 code for a protein of 299 amino acids. NCBI's taxonomy places the organism in Eukaryota, Metazoa, Arthropoda, Branchiopoda, Diplostraca, Daphniidae.
CGGCGGGCGUUUGCCGUGGAGUUGGGUCCGGGGCUAUUUAAGCGCCGGUGCUCAUUUAGUCGCUGAACGUUAGCCCGUGACAAUCCGUGCAAUCAGCUUGCAAUCAACUACAGCAGGACACACUCUCCACUGCAGUUUUCAAUUUUUGCUGAUUCCGCAAACGCAGCCAACAACAACAAACCAGAAAAUGUCUUGCCGAUUGGGUGCUAUCGCCCUCGUCCUUGCGCUCUGCGCCGUCUCCGUUCACUCGCAGGUGUGGGGCUAUGUCUCGCAGAGCUUCUCCCUCGUCCGCUCCGACAUCCUCGAGGCUGCCGACUACGAACUAGUGGCCAACAUCUCCAACCGCGAUGCCGGAGAGAACUACGAAGAGCGUCUGUACCCCGCCAGCAAAUGGGCCUGCACUGCUCGCACCGUCCCCAAGACCGAGAGCUCACCCACCCGCAGCAUGUUCGUCGACCUCUUCCGAUACUUUGCCGGAGACAAUUCUGACAAGAAAGAGAUUGAUUUGACUGUUCCAGUCAACACUUUCGUCCAGCAACGCGACAACGAUGUCACCUACUACGAGACUUGCCUCACCUUGCCCAAAAAGGUCCAGUCCGCUGCCCCCAAGCCCAACAACCCAUCCGUUUUCUUGGAUGAGAAACCCGAAAUGGUCAUCCUCACCAGACGCGUGAGCGGCUACUUUAUCACCGACACUGCCUGGGAGGAGGAGGCCAUCAGCCUGAAGAAAGUGCUCAAGGAAAAGGUGCCCGAGGCCGACUACCAGAGCUAUUACCGCAAUGGAUACGAUGCCCCCAUGAGGAUAUUCAACCGCCGCAACGAAGUUUGGUUCAGGAAGACCGGUGAGGCCGCCCAGAAGACCAUCGAAGACUACAAGAAACGCCAGGCUGAGAAGGCCGUCGUCGCUGCCGCCGCCGCCGAGGAGGAGAAGAAACCCGCCGCCGAUGAGAAGAAACCCGUCGCCGAUGAGAAGAAACCCGUAGCCGACGAGAAAAAGACCACCGAGAAGAAGACGGAAGACAAGAAGACGGAAGAGAAGAAAAAGGUCGAGGAGCCCAAGAAGGACGCCGCUCAAAAUAGAGAAUAAAAACAUAAAAUCCGGGCGUUGAUCGUUUUUUCGGUUUUUGCGAGAUGUUGAAGUUAUUAUUUUUUUUUUAAUUAUUAUUAUUUUUAUUCAAAUCCUCCUGCCCCCACCCCAAUUUUAGUGCGGAAGAGAGCGUCCCUUAAUCUCUUUAAAGGGCGUUGUGCUGUGCAGCAAGACAAACUCUUUUGGCCAUUAAUUUAUUCCAGAUAUUCUAUCAAUGUACAAUUUCUAUUUUACCCAGUUGAACUCAGCUACGCUGUCAAGAGUGUGUGUUGCCAAGUGGGUUCUCCUUUUUUCAACUUUUUUGUUUCAAGCCCUUCCUACCAAAACCCAAAACAGGGUCGAGUGGUCAUUUCUUUUCUACUUUCCCCUCCUUUUGGCCAACCAAAUGCCAAUAUAUUUAUACAUCGAUUCAUUUUGUAUGUGUUGCAUACUCUGGCUUCUCUAGUGAGGGCUUUUCAAAAUACACCUCUUUUCGAUUACAACAAACCUAAA